This is a messenger RNA of Phanerochaete carnosa HHB-10118-sp, 5126 nucleotides long. RefSeq lists its product as uncharacterized. Lineage: Eukaryota; Fungi; Basidiomycota; Agaricomycetes; Polyporales; Phanerochaetaceae. Gene Ontology annotation, molecular function: ATP hydrolysis activity; ABC-type peptide transporter activity; ATP binding. The record is from RefSeq and is a predicted model, not a curated record. Gene Ontology annotation, biological process: transmembrane transport. Gene Ontology annotation, cellular component: membrane; fungal-type vacuole. The transcript has 28 exons. The coding region runs from base 193 to 4986 and encodes 1597 amino acids.
AUUCUAAGGGCGGUGUAUCAAAGGAAUCAUGCGGUCGGGGACGAUAUGUGCCAGAACAGUGGGAGCAUGUGGGAGUUGCUAUCACAGGCGCCGCUUUUGAUAGCGAUGUGUCCACACACAUAACGCAAAGACUCUGCUGCGGGUCCCAAGGCACGCGCGUCGUGUCUUCCUUUUCACUCGCUUCUCGCAGCGAUGGACUACAGGGGGCAGCCCCAGACAGUAUUGUCCUCCACGUUCACGGGUGGUGGCGAUGGCAGAGAGAGGUUCUGGCUCGACAGACGAGUGUUCCCGUCCUAUGUCGCCGCAGCUUCACUGCUCGUACUCGUAGCUCGUUCUAUAUGGAACUCUCAGCCAUCCCGAAGAUUGGUUGGAAUUAAUGCUCCAAAAUUCGAGGCACCAUCCGCAGACUCGGAAGGAUUCCUCGCGCGCAGAGGCGGAGCAGUCAUCGUUAUAUUCAAACUCGCCCGACUGGCUGGUGUCCUGGCUUUGCUUGUUUUCACACUACUCUCUGCAGCUAAAUUUGGUCGAAACGAGUUCUGGGUCGACUUUGCCCAGGUCGCGGCUCUGGCGUAUGCAUCUCUACUGGCCGUCCUCAAUGUUUUCAGCGCUGCAAAGCGGGGUUUGGCAUACUCGCUCCACUUGUCACUUGUGACAUUCGCCAUCUUGGCCGUCUAUGCCUACCGCGACGUCUGGCCAUUGAUGACCUUCGCACUCCAGCCAAAAGAUGGCCAUGAAGGAGUAUUUCUGUGGACAAAACUUGCACUUGCUGCAUUCGUGGGUGCAAUAGAGCCAAUGUUUGAACCGUAUCCGUACGUUCCGUACAAUUCAGAUCAACCCCGGAUACCCAGUCCGGAACAAACGGCUUCGCUGUUCUUCUUCAUCACAUACAUCUGGCUCGACCCUACAAUCUGGCAAGCCUACCGCAUCCCUCAUCUACCAGCGGACGAGCUGCCCCCGUUGUGCGAUUAUGAUGAAACUCAGAAUUUGAUCAAGCGUGCCUACCCAAGCUUAGACACAUUUUCCGGAGCCAAGAAGCGGCAUCUCUUCUGGGGCCUCAUCAUUAUUUUCCGCCGGUCGCUCAUCCUUCAAAGCAUUAUGCUCAUCAUAUUCGCCAUGGCUGCCAUUGCUGUGCCUAUUGGUACCAACCGGCUGCUACACUACCUCGAGACUGAUGGUGAAGGUGCAACAGUCAAGCCUUGGGUCUGGAUCUUAUGGCUCGGUGGUGGGCCAGCCAUCCAGGCAACUGUCUCCCAAUAUUAUCUUUUCCUCUCGACUGGCACCCUUGUCCGUGUGCAAGCAAUUGUCACCUCCUUAGUCUUUGAUCACGCACUCCGUAUCCGCUUCAAAGCUGAGACUGGUGACAAAGAGGCUGAUGUCAAAGAAGCGUCCGCUCCGUCCAGCUCCUCAGGUAGUGACACGAAGGGCUCCGCCACUCCCGACAACGCCUCCGAAGGAGGCGACGACAGGACAGUUCACUCACGCGCCGAGACGGGCUCCUCGACUGCGACCGCUGGCACGAGCUCCACCACGACCACCGCGACUGUGGUCCCGCUAGCGCCAGGCAAGGGCAAGGACGAUCACAAGGGUAAGAAAGAAGACAAGAAGGAUGAUAAGAAGGAUAGCAAGAAGGGCGAUGUGAAGAAAGGCAGAAACUUAGCAGGCAAGAUCAAUAAUCUCGUGACGAGCGAUCUCGACAAUGUCACGAGCGGCCGUGAAUUUCUGGUCGUCGUGCUGGCUGCGCCGCUUUUGUUAUCAUUCGGAUUGGUAUUCCUGUACCAGGUCCUCGGCUGGAGUUCGUUUGUCGGUCUAGCUGUGAUGAUUGUGCUGCUGCCUGUCCCAACGUGGGUAGCGUCGCUCAUGCAAGGGGUGCAGAAGCAAAAGAUGAAAGCUACGGACGGUCGUGUACAAAGUGUCACGGAAGUCAUGAGCGUCUUGCGCAUGGUCAAGCUAUUUGGUUGGGAAUCGCGUGUCAAUCAGAUCGUCGUAGACACACGAGAGAACGAACUCAACUCCAUAUGGAAACGCAAGGUCCUUCGUGUGACGAACAGCUGCGUCAAUUAUUGUAUCCCGCUGGCUCACAUGGUCGUUACCUACGCCGUCUAUACUCUCAUCAUGAAGCGCGAGCUGACCGCUUCAAUUGUUUUCUCUUCAGUAACCGCUUUCGAAAUGAUGCGCAGCCAGAUGUCCAGGGUCAUUCAAUUCAUUCCGAUGUGUAUUACCGCCAACGUCUCUCUGGGCCGUGUCACGGACUUCUUGCGUGGUACAGAGCUGCUCGACGCUUUCACCGAGACCCCUGCUGAAGAGGUCGUGACUGACGCCUCCGAGGUACACAAGAAUGACAUCGGAUUUGGACGUGCCAACUUUUCCUGGAGUAAGGAGAAGGAUGACGGCACACUGACACCCUCGCGCCAGACAUUCCGCUUGCGCAUCGACGACGAGGUUCAUUUCAAGAAAGGAGCCUUCAAUCUCAUCAUAGGACCUACAGGUUCCGGCAAGACGUCUGUUCUCAUGGCCCUCCUCGGAGAGAUGCACUACAUCCCACUCGGCCCUGACGCGUGGGUCAGCCUCCCACGCGGAGGUGGUAUCGCAUAUGCCGCACAAGAGUCGUGGGUGCAGAAUGAAACCAUCAAGGAGAACAUCCUGUUUGGCGCACCAUACGACGAGGAGCGAUACAAGAAGGUGAUCUACCAAUGCGGCUUGACGCGUGAUCUGAGUCUAUUCGACGCUGGAGACGCGACUGAGGUCGGCGAGAAGGGCUUAACGCUGAGUGGUGGGCAGAAGGCACGGAUCACGCUUGCACGGGCUGUGUACUCGUCUGCGGAGACGCUGUUGCUGGACGACGUCCUCGCUGCACUUGACGUACACACAUCUCGGUGGAUCGUGAACAAGUGCUUCAAAGGCGAAUUGAUUCGAGGCCGUACUGUGCUUUUGGUGACGCACAAUGUAGCCAUGGCCAGUCCGCUCGCAGAGUUCGUGGUAUCUUUGCGGGACGGACACAUUGUUGGCCAAGGCUCAGUGAGCGACGCACUGAUGAAUGAUGCGCAGCUCGAAGAAGAGUUCAAGCACGAGGAGGAGGUUAUUGAGCUCGACGAAGCUGAAGACGUGACAGCUGUUAUUUCCGGUCCUGCGGAUCCUGGUGCUCCCGGUAAGAAGAAAGAAGGCAAACUCGUUGUCGCUGAAGAAAUCGAAGUCGGUCACGUUAGUUGGGCAGCGUUCAAGCUAUUCUUGGCUGGUCUUGGAGGAAGAUUUCCGUUCCUGUUUUGGAUACAGUACAUAUUCGGCUCGAGCAUGGCAGAGGUAUUCGGCGUUCUCGAGAUGUGGUGGCUUGGGUACUGGGCUCGACAGUACGCGUUGCAAGAUCCUAGUGGCGUUCGCGUCGGCUUCUACCUCGGCAUCUACUGUGCUUGCGUUGGCGGCAUGGUCAUGAUGCACGUAUAUGCCCAGCUGAUAUACACCUUCGCGAGCAUCCGCGCUUCGCGCGCCAUCCAUGUCAAGCUCGUAAAGUCCCUCUUAAGCAGCACCUUCAGGUGGCUAGACGUCACACCGAUGUCGCGCGUAACCACCCGUUGCACUCAGGACAUCCAAGCCAUCGAUGGGCCGGUUCCUCAAUCCCUCGAUUACGUUUUCCAGAUCGCGCUCACCUGCACGAUCAAGGUCGGUGCAGUUUGUAUCUUCACACCGUAUUUCCUCCUCCCAGCAGUCUUCAUCGCCGGGUUUGGCGGUUUCCUGGGCGAGGUGUACAUGAAAGCCCAGCUGUCGGUCAAGCGUGAAAUGUCGACUGCCAAGGCACCUGUUCUCGGCGUGUUUGGUAGUGCCAUGACCGGUCUCACCUCUAUUCGAGCCUACGAUGCCCAGCAGACCUUCAGGAUCAUGAUUCAUGAGCGCAUAGACCGAUAUGUUCGUGCCGCCAGGUCGUUCUACAAUGUCAACCGAUGGAUCGGAAUCCGUCUCGACUUACUCGGGCAGCUCUACACGGCCUCUCUCGCAUUUUACUUUAUCUAUGGUCCAAUAGGCGUGAGUCCCUCUGUGGUUGGUUUUGUCAUCAGCCAAGCUACGGGCUUCAGUGACUUGGUCAAGGUGUUUAUCCGUCUCUUGAACGAAUUGGAAGUGAAUGGAAACAGCUUGGAACGUGUUAAGCAAUACGUAGACAUUGAUCAUGAGCCUGAGCCUGAACCCGAGGGCGUGCCUCCGGCGUACUGGCCCUCGGGUGGUGAUCUCCGGGUCGAGAAGCUCUCCGCCCGGUACUCGCUGGAUGGUCCGAAGGUGCUGCAAGAUGUCACUUUCCACGCUAAGCCUGGCGAACGCGUCGGGAUUGUCGGUCGUACGGGCUCAGGCAAAUCCACGCUGACGCUCGCUCUUCUGCGGUGCAUCUACACAGAGGGCAAGGUCAUCUACGAUGGCCUCGACACGAAGUCUACCAACUUGGACGCCUUGCGCUCGAACAUCACUAUAAUCCCACAAGUGCCCGAGCUCUUGAGUGGGUCUCUGCGCCACAACCUCGACGUGUUCGGCCAGUACGACGACGCGACGCUGAAUGACGCGCUACGUGCCGCCGGUCUGUUCUCUCUCCAGAAGCUCUCUGACGAGAGCAGGAUCACACUCGACAUCGAGGUUGCAAGUGGAGGUGGGAACCUGUCGGUUGGGCAAAGGCAGAUUAUCGCGCUCGCGCGGGCGAUUGUGCGCCAGAGCAAACUGCUGAUCCUGGACGAGGCGACAUCAGCCAUUGACUACGAGACCGACGCGGUCAUCCAGUCCUCGCUGCGCACGGAGCUCAAGAGUGACGUGACAGUCAUCACCGUCGCGCACCGUCUCCAGACGAUCAUGGACUAUGACAAAAUUAUGGUGCUUGACGCCGGUCGCCUCGUCGAGUAUGAUGCACCCAUGGUGUUGUUGCGGGAGGAGGGAAGCUUCCUCCGCGCGCUCGUGGAUGAGAGCGCGGACAAGGAGACGCUUUAUGCGAUGGCGGAGGGCAAGGCGCGGCCCUAACUCUAUAUCAUUUUUCGUGCCAUUUGUGCUAUAUUGACCGUCUUGUUGAGUUGCUUCUGUACUUUCUGUAGGCUUUGUAUGAUACCCUGAUAUGCUACUAGUUCUCCCGCUGGGCCACAAGUGCCCUCAGGCGUCCUGGC